AACUAAUUUGUUUGAAAAAGGAACUUCAUUUUAUACGUGGAAAUCCAGACAGAACGCGGAAAGGUUAAUGCCAUGGACGAAAAGCCAAAACCGGGAUCACUUAAAACAAAAUCUUUCGAAUUUGUUCUGGAGAAGUUUUUUGAUGAAUUUAUAACAGUUUGGUAUCGGGAAAGAAUCGUAGGUGCUACCGUUUAUGAUAAAGCUAGACGAGAGAUUGACAUAUUGAAAGAUAAGAAUACUAAAUUAACAAAGAAAAAAGGAGAGAAAACGGGUGACGAUGCAUCUACAGGUAGGCGUUUACCAUCUGCAGGUAGUUCACGCAGCCAGAGUGAUCCUAAGCCGGGAAAGCGUAAAGGUCCGCCUGCAGACGUUAAUGCAGCAAACAGAUUGACUAGUGAAGGAAGUAGAAACGUUGAAAGUAGACUUGAGCAUGAUGUUCAGCUUCAAAAUAAAGAACUCGUACAAAAAGUAAACCAUUUGAAACAGAAGGUGCAUGAAAUUCGCGCUGAUGCACACUAUGAGUUGAAAGAGAAAGAUGGCCAGAUUGAAAAACUAAAGAAAUAUCUUGAAAAUUUGAGAGAACAGAAUAAUGAUUUGUCAAAACGAUUAAGCAAACUAGCUGGGGACAAAUUGCGACAAGGAAAUCCCGAUCUAGCCGACUUAAGUGACCGCUACAGACCAACAGAAAUAGGCAAAAUGUUUUCUGAAGUUUAUGACAAUGAAUGGUCAGAUGCUUAUGAGAAUAUAUCUAAAAUGGACGAAGACAAAAAAGUUGGAAUUCUUCAUGGGAUAGUGACAAAGGCCUUUAAUUUCUGUGAUAAAAAAUUCAAUGAGCAGACGAUGACUGUUCGGACAACCCUCCUAGGCUUGGAACAGGAAUCAGCAGAGGAUAAUAGGCCUGAUAAUGAGUCUCAAGGUCCGCAAGUGGGUAACAAAACUGAACGUUUUACGAAUAUUCAGAAUAUAUUGAAAGAUGUUAGAAAGGAACUAGCGAUGGAAACUGCCGGAAAUGUAGCUCAACAAUUCACCCCGACACUUGGGCAGUAUGUCAGUGGGUUUGGCAUUAAACCAAACGAAAUCGACAAAACGUUGCGCAUUUAUGCGGCGAAAUGUGUUGAACUAUGUUGGUUGAUGGCUGUAUGUGAUCCGCCAAUGGCUUUAUCCGAAGAUAAAAUUGGCAACCCAUACGAUACUAACAUCUAUAAACCUUACACCAGGUCCAUGAAGGAUUUGAAAAACCCAGUUUUAGAAUUAGCUAUAUGGCCAGCUCUUCGCCUUCAUCUUGGAGGGAGUUUAGUUGCUAAAGGAGUUGCCCAGCCAGGAGAAGGAAAAUCAAAGAAAUAAACUUGUCCACAACUACAUAUAACUGUGAAAACUCAGUGUGGCAUUUCCAUUGGAUUGCUGUGUGUGUAAUUAUCAUUCAGUCAUUUCAUUUUUCGAUUGACCUGGAGUUCAAUUUCUUACAACAAAAAGUAACAGGAAUUUAUAUAGUCGGUUAAAACAACAUAAAUAUUGUUUCUUGUUGGUUAGAUGAAAUUCUCUUUAUUCAUGUAAAUUACAAAUAAAAAAGACUGCUUUACAGAAAUAUUCAAACAAGAGCACCGCUAUCGCACACCCAAAUGAAAAUGUGUUUGAGUAAUCAAAACUUGUCUUUAAUUAGGGGAAGAUAUUCAAAAUGUAAAUGAUAUACCAAAAAAUGUUCUUAAUACUCAAUGACCCAUAGGUGGAAGCUUUUUUACCCUAAUUGCAUGAUUCAUAUAACUUUUGUAGAGGUCUACCAGGCAAUGCUACAUGCCAAAUAUAUAAGCCCUGAGCAUUGUAGCUUUUCACAAAGAGAUUAGAUUUGUUUUGUUGUACAUCAAGUCUACAUAAGGCAUUUGAACCGCAGGGCAAGGUAAAUUUUGAACCCGGGGCUAUUGUUAAUAUAAUUUUUGUAGACGAUUUCAUAUUGAUGCUUCAUAACAAAUAUCUAAGUUCUGGACUUUUAUAAAUUAGAAGUAAACAAUUUCAAGAUAUGCUUAUUAUACAAUUGUGGCACCAAUUUGGGGCCAUUGUUUACCUUAUGAAACUUUUGUAGAAGUCAUUUUAGCAGUGCUAAAUGCCAACUAUCUAGGUCCUGUGUAUAUUCAUACAAUAAGACUUAAAAUGUUUUUUUCAUAUAGAAAUAUUACAUUAAUAUUACAUAUCGCUCUCACAGAAUAAGGCUUAAAUUCAUUUUCCGAUUAAGUCUGUAGAAAUCAAGUGACCCCAGGGAGGUUACAUAACUAGCCCAAGGGGCAUGGUGUCCACAAGGCAAUGCCAAAUAUCUUAGCUUUGUUCAUUGUUGUUUCACACAAUAAGAUUCAAGUAUCUUUAUCCUAUGUAAGUCUAUAUACCCUAAGAGAGGGCAAGGAGCAUGAUGUCCACAAGGCAAUGAUAAAUGCCGAAUAUCUUAGCUCUGUUCAUUGUAGUUUCACACAAUAAGAUUCAAGUAUCUUUAUCCUAUGUAAGUCUAUACCCUAAGAGAGGGCAAGGGGCAUGAUGUCCACAAGGCAAUGCCAAAUAUCUUAGCUCUGUUCAUUGUAGUUUCACACAAUAAGAUUCAAGUAUCUUUAUCCUAUGCAAGUCUAUACCCUAAGAGAGGGCAAGGGGCAUGAUGUCCACAAGGCAAUGCCACAUGCCAAAUAUCUUAGCUCUGUUUAUUGUAGUUUCACACAAUAAGAUUCUUUAUCCCAUGUUAAGUCUAUAUAAAUGAAGUGACCCUAAGGGCGGGGCAAAUAUUGACCCAAAAGACAUGAUUAAGGUGAGGUCCACAAGACAAUGCUAGAUGCCAAAUAUCUAAGCCCUUAGUAUCUUUUUUCAUACAGACUGAACUGUUUUUCCUAUACAGGUUUAUACCAGGGAGGGGACAAUAUUGACCAAAAAACUUUUUUCGUAAGGAUAUUACAGCUUAUUAAGAGUUCCCUUAAUUCUGAAAAAAAACCCAUCUAAUAUCCAAGCUUUAGUGUCCACAACUAGUUAACCAUAAUGUAAAUUUUAUUUUAGUUUUGCAUGCAGAUGUCCUUAUAUAAAAUGACCUGUGUUGUCAAUUUUUCAAUCAUAAAGGUGAUCAUAACUUAGAUCAUUUUUGUAAAAGUCCGCAUUGCAAUGGGACAAGCCAAAUAUCAAAGCUUUGGACAUAAUUAGUCUAUAUACAUCAAUUGACCCCAGGACAGGGCCAUUGUUGAUUUGAGGAAACCAACCUGCACAUCGUCUUAUUAUUAGUAUUAUUUCUACCAAAUAGUUUCAAUUUCCGUCUAUUCGUUCAGAAGAUAUUGAGCACACGAAAUUUUGAAAUUCAUAUGUAAUAACUAAGUGUGACCUUGCCCUGGGGUAGGUCUUACCUGUGCUCUGCACAUCGUUUCAUUAUGGUUAACAUUUCUGCCAAGUAGUUUCAUUUUUCCGACAUCGUUUCAAAAGAUACAGAACCAACGCCUAAUUGCUACAGAUUGCCAGGUGCAUAACAAUAUACGCCAACAUUUUUUUCAGAGCUACAAAAAGAUCCUAACAAGGUUUCAUGCAGAAAUAUUUCUUCGUGUGUUCGGAGUGUUCACAGAUCGAGGAAUAAUAAAAUAAAAUAUAGAAACUUUAAGAACAUGACGACAUUCUGAAAAUUUAAAAUUGCAUUGCCUCUCAUUAUGAUUCAUGAUCAUAUGUUUAUAAUAUUAUUUCAUCCACCUUGUAGUAUGUAUCCUGUUGUGUGAUGCUAUAAUUAAAGAAAGAAACUAUCAUAAUUAGUAUUAUAUUGGUUUAUUUAAUAGCAUUAAACAUUGCCAGUUAACACACACCAUCACUAUUUCUCAGUACAGUCUCUUGACCGAAUAGAAAACAAAAUUAACAGCACAAUUAUCUAAUAAUUUGACAAACACUUUCAUCUGUGUAUUCCAUGUUUAGUCACUGUAUCCUACCGUAUUUAC
Molecule: messenger RNA, 3935 nt
Organism: Ruditapes philippinarum (Manila clam)
Lineage: Eukaryota; Metazoa; Mollusca; Bivalvia; Venerida; Veneridae
Exons: 7
Coding region: 73-1344 (423 amino acids)
Source: RefSeq, a predicted model, not a curated record